GAAGAGGAACCUGCUAGCUAGCUAGCUAGCGCCUUUAGCAAAUAUCUGCUUGUAGCAUUUUGAGAAUGGCGCCUUUAGACCUGGAUAAGUAUGUCGAGAUAGCAAGACACUGCAAAUAUCUACCGGAAAAUGAUCUAAAGAGAUUAUGUGACUACGUGUGUGAUUUACUGCUGGAGGAGUCAAACGUUCAGCCAGUCACUACUCCAGUUACUGUGUGUGGAGACAUCCAUGGUCAGUUUUAUGAUCUUUGCGAGCUCUUCAGAACUGGAGGCCAAGUCCCAGACACAAAUUACAUUUUCAUGGGAGAUUUCGUAGACCGAGGAUAUUAUAGCUUGGAGACAUUUACACACCUGCUAGCUUUAAAAGCAAAGUGGCCGGACCGUAUCACACUCCUACGAGGAAACCACGAGAGCAGACAGAUAACACAAGUGUACGGCUUUUACGAUGAGUGCCAAACAAAAUAUGGGAACGCAAAUGCCUGGCGGUAUUGCACAAAAGUGUUUGACAUGCUAACUGUGGCAGCUUUGAUAGACGAGCAGGUCCUGUGCGUCCACGGCGGUCUUUCACCCGACAUCAAGACUUUGGACCAAAUCCGUACCAUCGAACGCAACCAAGAGAUUCCCCACAAGGGGGCCUUCUGCGACCUGGUGUGGUCGGAUCCUGAGGACGUAGACACCUGGGCCAUCAGUCCACGAGGUGCAGGCUGGCUGUUUGGCUCCAAGGUCACUAAUGAGUUUGUUCACAUCAACAACCUGAAGCUCAUCUGCCGCGCUCACCAGCUGGUGCACGAAGGCUACAAGUUCAUGUUCGACGAGAAGCUGGUGACGGUGUGGUCAGCGCCCAACUACUGCUACCGCUGCGGGAACAUCGCCUCCAUCAUGGUGUUCAAAGACGUGAACAGACGAGAGCCCAAGCUGUUCCGCGCCGUGCCCGACUCAGAGCGUGUCAUACCUCCCCGAACAACCACCCCCUACUUCCUCUAAUGACAAGACCCUCUGACUCUCUCUCACUUUCUCUGUCUCUCUCUCUCUUUUCCUCUAUCUUUUGUCAAACUUAUUUAUAUGCAACAUCUUUUCAGAGUCACAGGUGUUAAGAUCCCUCUCAGGUCCACAGCAUCUUGAGGGUUUCUUCCAAAGCUUCUCGUCUGUUUGCACCACCCUCACUUUGUUCCGUUGUAACAAAAAAGAUCUUCUUCUACCCCCCCGAUGAGGAAAUCAUUUCUUCAUAUUUUAAAUGAUAAGGAAAAAUGUUUAAUUUCGAUGUCAGACAUAAGUGAAGCAUAUUAAUUACCUUUUAAAAGUGGGUGCUAAUUGCCAAUAAUCCAUGUUCAAAUAAAGCGAUAUGAAUUUUUCUCUCUUUUAAGCCUCAGUA
This is a messenger RNA of Scomber japonicus (chub mackerel), 1371 nucleotides long. It is a transcript of the gene ppp6c, whose product is annotated as protein phosphatase 6, catalytic subunit. Gene Ontology annotation, biological process: G1/S transition of mitotic cell cycle; peptidyl-serine dephosphorylation. Gene Ontology annotation, molecular function: protein serine/threonine phosphatase activity. Gene Ontology annotation, cellular component: cytoplasm. Bases 66 to 983 code for a protein of 305 amino acids. NCBI's taxonomy places the organism in Eukaryota, Metazoa, Chordata, Actinopteri, Scombriformes, Scombridae. The record is from RefSeq and is a predicted model, not a curated record. The transcript has 7 exons.